AUGGGUAACAAGACUGAAAAGACCGACAGACUGUCAGCCGAUCAGAUCAAGGAAUACAAAGGAGUCUUAGAGAUGUUUGAUGAGGAGGGCAAUGGAUUGGUAAAGACAACUGAGCUGGAACAGCUAAUGACCCUACUGGGCAUCAACCCCAGUAAGAGCGAACUAGGGACAAUGGCCAAGGAAGUGGACAAAGAUAACAAAGGUACCUUUAACUGUGAUGGCUGCUUGUCACCGAUGGCCAUUUAUCAUGAGAAAGCCAAAAAUCAGUUUGUUGAGCUGAGGGCAGAGUUCAAGGUCUUUGACAAGGAGGCCAAAGGUUACAUAGACUGGGACACUCUCAAGUACGUGCUCAUGAAUGCAGGGGAACCUCUUAAUGAGGUGGAAGCUGAGCAGAUGAUGAAAGAGGCUGACAAAGAUGGGGACAGAACGAUUGAUUAUGAAGAGUUUGUGGCCAUGAUGACUGGAGAAUCUUUUAAGGUCGUCCAGUAG
This is a messenger RNA of Phascolarctos cinereus (koala), 489 nucleotides long. RefSeq names its product calmodulin like 6 (gene CALML6). NCBI's taxonomy places the organism in Eukaryota, Metazoa, Chordata, Mammalia, Diprotodontia, Phascolarctidae. The record is from RefSeq and is a predicted model, not a curated record. Gene Ontology annotation, molecular function: calcium ion binding. Gene Ontology annotation, cellular component: myosin II complex.